CCAGGUGGUUAAAAAUGAAACUAUUUUUUAUUGCGCUUGUAGUUUUAAUUUCGGCUUGGGAAGCACUAGCCGAGCAAAAUACCUACGAUCGCCCAAUCAUACCAGAAAUGGUGAGAAUCGGCAAACGCUCGAUCACAUCAGAAAAUGUGCAUAACAUUGUGGAGAGGAGCGCAGAGUCAAUGCCAUGCAUCAACCUAAACGUUUGUAUGCCCGACGGAUCAACGCGGGGGUAAUGUGGGUCCGUUUUAUCCAUAGAAGAUAAAUAUAAAUGUGCGUGAGCACAUAGAAUUUACCCCUUCAUCAAUAUUUAAAUUUCUCUCGUGUUUCAUCAGUUCUCAUCAUCGUUAUCAGGUUACUGUGAUUGAUUGGUAAGUGUUUCGCAGUUGAUUAUAAAAUAAAGGGUGUGUCACAUCAAAUUGCAUCACGGAAAAAACGCUGUAGAAAUUUAAUUUUUAGGAAUUAUAUCUUUAGCUUUCGCUUAUAAUCAGAUAAGAGUGUAUAGAUCACGUUGGCCAUGCUUCACUGUCAAUUUUUCGUAAAUUUGGAAAAAUGUCGUCGAACGAAAAAGAGCGUCGUGAAUUAAUCCUGUGCACUCAUUUCGAGAAUCCGGAGUUGUCACAUCGGGACAUCGGUAAGAUGCUGGGAAUCGUCCAAUCCACGGUCAGCAGAGUACUAAAACGAUACUUCGAGAACCUAACCAUCGACCGGAAGGUGAAAAACGGCAAAAAUGGAUGCUCCGUCAGUGAAAAAGAUCACAAGCGCGUAGUUAAGCAGUUUAGACGUGAUCCGAGAAGUUCGGUCCGGGAUGUCGCCAAUAAGCUGAAUUUGUCAAGUUCAUUCAUCCAGCGGACCAAGCUACGGGAGGGCCUGCGUACAUACAAGGUUCAGAAGGCUCCUAACCGCGACGAAAGGCAAAACAUGGUGGGGAAGACGCGAGCCCGGAAGCUGUACACCGAAAUGCUGACGAAGCCACAUUGCCUGGUAAUGCACGACGAAACCUACGUCAAAGCGGACUUUCGUCAGCUGCCGGGCCUGUUGUUCUUCUCCGCAGAGGACAAAUUCAGCGUUCCGGAGGAGAUUCGCAAGCAGAAACUAUCCAAGUUUGCCAAAAAGUACAUGGUGUGGCAAGCGAACGGCUCUUGCGGAAAGCGAAGUGCCCCCUUCGUGAUGACCGGCACGGUAAACGGGCAGGUUUACCUUAAGGAGUGCCUACACAAGCGCUUACUACCACUAUUGAAGCAGCACGAGGGCCCGACCAUCUUAUGGCCGGAUCUCGCUUCGUGCCACUAUUCAAAGGACGUGUUGGAGUGGUACGAAGCCAACGGGCUCACCUUCGUGCCAAAGGAAAUGAACCCGCCCAACGCGCCGGAGCUUCGCCCAAUAGAGAAAUAUUGGGCGAUUAUGAAGCAGGCCCUCCGGAAGAACCCAAAAGUUGUCAAAUCGGAGGCGGACUUCAAGAGAAAAUGGAUUUCUGUUCAAAAAAACUACAACCUGACGUUGUACAGAACCUUAUGGACGGGGUAAAGAGAAAGGUGCGAGCAUACGGGCUUGGGCUCGAAGUAUGAAUAAAAAGAAAAUGCCAAAAGUUGUUUAGUAGUUUUUAUUUUACUGUCUAAAAUUUUCAAAAGGAUCGGUCUACUGGGCGAAUUUCUACAGCGUUUUUUCCGUGAUGCAAUUUGAUGUGACACACCCUUUAUAAUCAAGUGUAAUGUAAUUUUCGUUCAAAAUAUUACAAAGUAAAGUGUCCGAAAUUUGAUUUUUUUUAUAAAUAGUGUUUGAUUCUUAUUCGCUUCAUUUGAAUAGCUCGAUUGUCUUGCGUUGCUUUCUUCAGAAAUUCAAAUGGCUUACGCCGAAAAAAACAAAUGGCUUCAGUAUUCUUGGACAUAAAGGGGGCCUUUGAUUCUGUUUCAAUAGAGGUUUUGUCAGACAAAUUACACUCUCGGGGUCUGCCGCCUCUAUUGAAUAAUAUUUUAUAUAACUUGCUUUGUGAGAAACAUUUGAACUUUUCUCACGGAGAUUCGGCAGUAAGUCGGUUCUCUUACAUGGGCCUCCCCCAGGGCUCAUGUUUAAGCCCCCUUUUAUACAACUUCUAUGUAAGCGACAUCGACAAUUGCCUUACACAAAAUUGCAGCCUAAGACAACUUGCAGAUGAUGGAGUGGUGUCUGUCGUAGGAUCAAACGAAUUCGACCUGCUAGAACCCUUACAAGAUACUGAACGAUUUUUCAACCUGGUCCAUUGGGCUAGGGAUCGAAUUCUCCACGAAGAAAACAGAGAUGGUGUUUUUUUUCUAAGAAGCAUAGACCAGCAAAAUCAAAAAGCUUCAACUUUUGGGUAAACCGAUCACUCAUGCUAUGUCAUUCAAGUAUCUUGGGGUAUGGUUCGACUCCAAAUGUACUUGGGGGGCCCAUAUUAGGUAUCUGAGUAAAAAUGCCAACAAAGAAUAAACUUUCUCUGUACAAUUACCGGCACCUGGUUCGAUACAACAUUAUAAGAUCUUCGGGAUGGGCGAAGAUCUUAUAAUGUUGUAUCGAACAACUAUUCUCUCAGUGAUGGAGUAUGGCAGUUUCUGUUUUCAAUCAGCUGCCAAAACACACCUCAUUAAACUCGAGCGAAUUCAGUAUCUUUGUCUCCGUAUUGCGUUGGGAUGUAUGCCCUCAACGCAUACCAUGAGUCUCGAGGUUUUGGCAGGCGUACUCCCACUAAAAGAUCGCUUCAAUUUAUUAUCUCUUCGGUUCCUCAUCCGGUGUAAGGUUAUGAACCUAUUGGUGAUCGGAAAUUUUGAGCAGCUGAUCGGGCUAAAUUUUCAUUCUGGAUUCAUGACUUCAUAUCAUGAAUUCAUCUCCAUGCAGGUUGAUCUAUAUUCCCAACCGUGUUUGUUUUCCUGACUACGUCAAUUCCUCUGUACACUUUGAUCUGUUCAUGAAGGAGAAAAUCCAUGAAAAUCCAGAUUAUCUUAGAUUGGGGUUCGUUCCUACGAUCUUCAAUGCAAAGUAUGGGCGUGUCAAUUGUGAUAAUAUGUACUUUACUGAUGGGUCAUCUAUGAAUGAGUCCACAAGAUUUGGAGUGUUCAACGAAUUUUUUAGCACCUCACAUAGUCUUCAGAAUCCUUGCUCAGUGUAUAUUGCUGAAUUGGCAGCAAUUCAUUGGGCGUUGGACAGCGUCGCCUCACGACCUGUUGAACACUAUUACAUUGUAACGGAUAGUCUUAGCUCUGUCGAAGCUAUCCGUUCAGUGAGGCCGGAAAAGCACUCGCCGUACUUCCUUGAGAGAAUACGAGAAAUUUUGAGUGCUUUAUCCAGAUGCUGUUAUGUCAUUACCUUUGUCUGGGUCCCAUCACAUUGCUCAAUUCCGGGUAACGAGAGGGCUGACUCAUUGGCAAAGGUAGGUGCAAUUGAAGGCGAUAUUUAUCAGCGUCAAAUCGCCUUCAAUGAAUUUUAUUCUUUAGUCCGCAAAAAUACCAUCGCUAACUGGCAACGCAAGUGGGAUGAAGAUGAAUUGGGCCGUUGGUUUCACUCGAUUAUCCCUCAGGUUAGCCUCAAUCCGUGGUUCAAAAGUCUGGAAUUGAGUCGGGACUUUAUUCGCACCUUCUCCCGACUCAUUUCCUGUUCGUUAGAUGCACUACUCUUUCGUUUCAAUCUUGCCAGCAACAAUCUCUGUGUUUGUGGCCAAGGUUAUCGCGACAUCGAGCACGUUGUUUGGUCGUGUGAGGUUUAUCUGGUCGCCAGAUCGAAUUUAGAAAACUCCCUUCGGGCCCGAGGAAGACAGCCCAAUGUGCCGGUGAGAGAUGUGUUGGCUCGGUUAGACCUUGAUUACAUGUCCCAUAUAUAUGUUUUCCUUAAAGCUAUCGAUCUUCGUGUGUGAUUGUCCCUACAUCCUUAUACCCUCCUUUCCUUCCUUUGCGGGUAAUUCGUCCCCUAGCUAUGAAUAGUAGAAUAAGUUGAAAUGUAAAUAAUCUAUAGAUAUACGAAUAGAUUUAAGAAUUGAGUGUUCAUCAACAUUGUUACAAUUUCCUUAUGUCCCAUCCUUCUCCUAAAAAUAUGUCACCCUUCUAAACUCGAGUACACCGCGAGUAAUCGGUUUUCCACCUUACUAACCAUAGAUGUAAGAAAAUUGUUUAUAUAUAUAUAGUUUUAAAAUUAUAUUUAAGAAUUCGGCUCCUUUAAACUUAAGUUACUGAGCCUGCAUAAAAAACUAAUUAAUAAAAAAAAAUUUGAAUAGCAUUUUAUUCGAUGAUUUUUUUUUAUGUUUUUAAUCAAAUAGGUACCAAAGUAGAAAGCUUAAAAGCACAUUGAACUAAUAUAUUACAAAUAUCAAUCAAAUAAUACCUGUGCAUAAAGUUGAGAUCUGUUUUCAGCAUCAAACACCUUAAGUGUCCGAAAUAUGAUCCAGGACGGUAAUUGAUUGGUAAAGUAAUUGUUUAUUCAGCGAUAGCAAGCAAGCAUAUACACUGUAGUAAAAAUACAAUGCAAAAAUACUAAUUGAUCGAGGUGUAAUGGAACUUUAUAAAGUUACCAUGUUUGUUUACAUUGCGCUACGUAGACAACUUAAUUAUAAUUAAUUUAGGGUAUACACAAAAAAGAAAUGCUUGUAAUGAAUCAAAAGUAGUAUAAUAAGAUAACAAUUCAUAAACUCGGAUCCCUUAAAAAAGAUGAUAAAGUUGCUAUGAAUAAACUGAUCAGACGUCCUGCGUUACGCGGAACAGUCCCGCAUUUCAACAAAAUGUCCCGCGUAAGAUUACGUCCCGCGAAACGUCCCGCAUUUGGCAAAAGGAACGAAAAUGUCCCGCGAUAUCAAUAUAUUUCAAUAUUACAAUUUGAUCAUGUUGAUUUUCUUAAAUGGAUGAACCACAAAAUGAAACUUUUAUUCGUCAGACUGUUCAAGGGCGCUUCCAAUGCAUUCAACGAUUAAUACGUUGAGCUGGUUUCAUCGCACCGACAGUGGACUUUUUGUUUAGAGAGUGUCAACAGGAAACGACAGCAACAAAAUCGGAAAAUUGAUUUUUAUAAAGAUUUGAUUUUUAUAAAGAUCUAUUUUUAAGAUUUUUAUAAAGAUUUAUAAUGAUUUUUAUAAAAGUCCCCUAUUGAUCCGCAGGGACCAACGUGAGUCAAACGAAAAGUUCAUCUUUGGCCUUCUAGCUCGGUCAGGGCUUAACGUAAGCUCUAGUGUAUGCUGGACAGGAAGAGGCAGGGUUAUUUGAUGAAGUAUCGCAAAUGAAACAAAUGUUGGCCGGAACCUCAAUCAUCGCUGAUGAAAAGAUGUAUGUCGACAUGUUCUUUUACCUUUCCGUGACUUUGGUAGUCAGCUAUCUCUCCAUUUUGGCCAUUCGCUUAAAAGUUUUCUAUAGGCCGCAGCUGGGGUAUGUUGAGAAGGUUGGCGGUCUACGCGACAAUGUUUAUCUCCAGCUUUUAGUCUUCCAUUAUGAGCACGAAAAGAAGUUUUUCACUUCUUUCGCAGGAAAGAAGUUUUUCACCAGCACUUGAAGCUACUCCUUCUGGGUGAUUGCCUGCUGCUCAGAUUUCCUGCUGCCGGUCUCGUCUGACGCUUCCGCAUUAAAAUGUCCAUUUUGGCCAGAUUCUCCUUCACCGUUUGGUCGGUUGUUUCAAUCUCCCGCCUUAAGGAGCGACAGGGAGAGGAUGUUGUAAAUACCAGAUCGGCUAUAUCUGGCGGACACAAAGUGUCUCAGGAUGUCCAACUCCUUUGCCGUGGGGUGAAGCUUAUAGUACGAAAAAAUCAUGAAGUUGCUUGACAGUGCUGCUGCUGCUUACCAACAGCCCUGAAUAAUUUUUGUUGUAGUCUUAAUAAGCGUAAUA
Molecule: messenger RNA, 5811 nt
Organism: Toxorhynchites rutilus septentrionalis
Lineage: Eukaryota; Metazoa; Arthropoda; Insecta; Diptera; Culicidae
Exons: 3
Coding region: 2831-3862 (343 amino acids)
Molecular function (GO): RNA-DNA hybrid ribonuclease activity; nucleic acid binding
Source: RefSeq, a predicted model, not a curated record